This is a messenger RNA of Hyaloscypha bicolor E, 942 nucleotides long. Its product is annotated as L-Aspartase-like protein. The record is from RefSeq and is a predicted model, not a curated record. The coding region runs from base 1 to 942 and encodes 313 amino acids. Gene Ontology annotation, molecular function: argininosuccinate lyase activity. The transcript has 8 exons. Gene Ontology annotation, cellular component: cytosol. NCBI's taxonomy places the organism in Eukaryota, Fungi, Ascomycota, Leotiomycetes, Helotiales, Hyaloscyphaceae.
AUGGCAUCCGAACAAAUCAGAGCACCCAGCAGCAAGCCUGGAGAGACAAAUUAUUAUUGCUGGGCUCGCGUAUAUCACAAGGUUGAAAUCCUCAAGGCCGCCGAGUUCUCUGCAGUUGAGACUGGCCUGAAAGAGGCUGAGAAAGGAUUGGUUGCUGGCACACCCAAGAUGAUUCCUGACCGGAGGCUGGGUGAAAUUGUUGGGAAGGAUAUUGGAGGAAAGUUACAGACCAGUCGAAGCAGGAACGAGCAGGUGGCUACCGACGUGAGGUUGUGGCUGAGAGAUGAGCUGAGGAGAGUUGAGAGCUAUCUAGUGGACUUCCUCAAGGUCAUGGCUGCCAGAGCAGAGCAGGAAAUCUCCUGGCUACCAGAAGUUAUUGUCCGGGUCGAUCAGAAUAUGUCCAGCAAGGAACGAGGGUAUUUUUCAUUUCCUUCUCACACUAACUGCUUUGGUGUGGAUCGAGAAGCUAUGACGAAAGAGCUUGGCUUUAAUAGGCUGGCUAUGCAGUGGGCAUCUAUACUCAUGAUCCAUAUUAGCAGAGGGGCUGAGGACCUUAUUAUCUACUGGACUGGAGAGUUCAACUUUGUCAAACUGGCGGGUGCUUACUCCACGGAAAGUUCGUUAAUGCCACAGAAGAAGAAUCCUGAUUGCCUCGAACUGCUCAGGGGUAAGAGUGGUAGGGUGUUUGGCAAAUGGCUGGCCUUUCAAUGGCAAUCUAGCGAAUCCGUACUAUUGGGAGAGUUUGUGGAACCCAUGUUAGACGUGAUUAAGAGCACUCAAAAUAGCGUUCAAAUUGCUACCGGCGUGCUUAUCGCGUUGGCGACUUCAAAAAGAUUGACUCUCGCUUCGGAGAAGACGUACUUUGCAUGUUUUGAUUAUGAACAUAGCGUCGAGAUGCAUUCAGCUUCUGGUGGAACCGCGAAGGUUUCAGCUUUGGCUUAG